Messenger RNA from Nanorana parkeri, 2385 nucleotides. RefSeq names its product minichromosome maintenance complex component 5 (gene MCM5). Gene Ontology annotation, cellular component: MCM complex; nucleus. Gene Ontology annotation, molecular function: single-stranded DNA binding; DNA replication origin binding; single-stranded DNA helicase activity. The record is from RefSeq and is a predicted model, not a curated record. The transcript has 15 exons. The coding region runs from base 131 to 2338 and encodes 735 amino acids. NCBI's taxonomy places the organism in Eukaryota, Metazoa, Chordata, Amphibia, Anura, Dicroglossidae. Gene Ontology annotation, biological process: double-strand break repair via break-induced replication; DNA replication initiation; DNA replication.
GGAAGUUGUGUGGGCGGUGUUUCCGCCGUGGCGCCAGUCUGCUUUGGCGCGAAAAGUAGUGUUCGCGCGCUUUUCCCUUGUAGUCCCGGUGUUGUUGUUUGCUCGUCCUUCGCAGCGAUCGGUUUCCAUCAUGUCCGGAUUUGACGAUGCAGGCAUCUUCUACAGUGACAGCUUCGGGGGUGAGCAACCUGUCGGGGACGAUGGGCAAGCCAAGAAGUCUCAGCUGAAGAAAAGGUUCAAGGAGUUUCUCCGGCAGUACCGAUAUGGCACUGACCGCACCGGCUUUACCUAUAAAUACAGAGAUGAACUCAAGCGUCACUAUAAUCUGGGGGAGUACUGGAUUGAGGUGGAGAUGGAAGAUCUGUCUAGUUUUGAUGAAGACCUUGCUGAUUACCUCUACAAGCAGCCCACAGAUCAUCUUCAACUGUUGGAAGAAGCUGCUCAAGAAGUGGCAGAUGAAGUCACCCGUCCUCGGCCUGCCGGUGAAGAAACUGUACAGGAUGUUCAGGUCAUGCUGCGUUCUGAUGCUAAUUCCGCCAAUAUUCGAAGUCUAAAGUCAGAGCAGAUGUCUCAUCUUGUGAAGAUCCCCGGCAUUAUAAUUGCUGCAACAGCAGUGAGAGCAAAGGCCACCAAAAUCUCCAUCCAGUGCCGAAGUUGCCGAAAUACAAUUGGCAAUAUACCUGUGAGACCUGGCUUGGAGGGGUACGCCAUGCCUCGCAAGUGCAACACGGAACAAGCUGGUCGCCCCAAGUGUCCCCUUGACCCAUAUUUCAUCAUACCAGAUAAAUGCAAAUGUGUGGAUUUCCAGACACUGAAACUUCAGGAGUCUCCAGAUGCUGUACCUCAUGGAGAAAUGCCACGUCAUAUGCAGUUGUACUGUGACAGGUACCUUUGUGAUAAGGUUGUCCCUGGCAACAGAGUGACCAUUAUGGGUAUUUACUCAAUUCGUAAAAGUGGCAAAACCUCUACCAAAGGCCGUGACAGAGUGGGUGUGGGUAUUCGAAGUUCAUAUAUACGUGUGGUUGGCAUUCGUGUGGAUACAGAAGGCACAGGCCGAAGUGGUGUUGGAGCUGUAACCCCCCAGGAAGAAGAAGAGUUCAGGCAACUUGCCUCCAGACCUGACAUCUAUGAGACCGUGGCCAAAAGCAUCGCUCCUUCUAUUUAUGGCAGCAUUGACAUUAAAAAGGCUAUUGCAUGUCUACUCUUUGGAGGCUCCCGUAAAAGGCUUCCUGAUGGACUGACUCGUAGAGGAGAUAUUAACCUGCUGAUGCUGGGUGACCCUGGAACUGCCAAGUCUCAGCUUCUGAAAUUUGUGGAAAGAUGCUCUCCUAUAGGGGUUUACACCUCUGGAAAGGGUAGCAGUGCUGCUGGCUUGACUGCUUCUGUGAUGCGGGAUCCAGUGUCUCGUAACUUCAUUAUGGAGGGUGGUGCCAUGGUGCUAGCUGAUGGAGGAGUGGUGUGCAUUGAUGAGUUUGAUAAGAUGCGGGAGGAUGAUAGGGUUGCCAUCCAUGAAGCCAUGGAGCAGCAGACCAUUUCCAUAGCAAAAGCUGGCAUUACCACCACUUUGAACUCUCGCUGUUCAGUACUUGCUGCUGCCAACUCUGUGUAUGGCCGGUGGGAUGACACAAAGGGUCAAGAGAACAUUGACUUCAUGCCUACCAUUCUCUCCAGGUUCGAUAUGAUCUUCAUAGUGAAGGAUGAACAUAAUGAACAGAGGGAUAUGACUUUGGCCAAGCACGUGAUGAAUGUCCAUCUCAGUGCACGAACACAGACGCAGGCUGUCGAUGGAGAGGUGGAUUUGAAUACAUUGAAGAAAUAUAUUGCUUAUUGCAGAACUAAAUGUGGACCUCGACUGUCAGUUGAAUCGGCUGAGAAGUUAAAGAAUCGAUAUGUACUGAUGCGCAGUGGCGCUCGUGAACAUGAUCGGGAAAGCGAGAAGAGAUCCAGCAUCCCUAUUACAGUCAGACAAUUGGAAGCCAUUGUUCGGAUUUCAGAAGCACUUAGUAAAAUGAAGCUACAGCCCUUCUCAGCAGAAAGUGAUGUUGAUGAGUCACUGCGGUUAUUCCAGGUCUCUACACUGGAUGCUGCCAUGUCUGGAAGCCUGUCUGGUGUGGAAGGAUUCACCACUCAGGAGGACCAAGAAAUGCUGUCCCGCAUUGAGAAGCAAAUGAAGAGAAGAUUUGCCAUUGGAUCCCAGGUGUCUGAGCACAGUAUUAUCCAGGAUUUUGUGAAACAGAAAUAUCCUGAACAUGCAAUUCACAAAGUUUUGUAUCUGAUGAUGCGAAGAGGGGAAAUUCAGCAUCGUCUUCAGCGUAAAGUGCUUUUCCGGAUCAAGUAAUAAAUAGCACACUGGAAUCUGUUGAUUUUGCUAUUUGUGUACAGAUG